Messenger RNA from Nicotiana attenuata, 1203 nucleotides. RefSeq names its product oral cancer-overexpressed protein 1 homolog. The coding region runs from base 533 to 970 and encodes 145 amino acids. Lineage: Eukaryota; Viridiplantae; Streptophyta; Magnoliopsida; Solanales; Solanaceae. The record is from RefSeq and is a predicted model, not a curated record. The transcript is spliced from 2 exons.
UCUAAACUGUUGGCUCCUCUUUGAGCGGAGAACCUCCGUGGAGAGAAUCUCUCCUCCUUCAUAGAGAUGUCCUCUCUCCCAUGAUAUUUAUAGAAAAUAUUUUCCUUACUCAACGGUCCUUAAUGGGACUACCUAAUUUAUUGGAAUAUCCCGUAGAAUAUUCCUCUAAUAAAUGUAAGUGUUGAGCUAGUAGUUCGGGCCAAAUUAAGUGCUGGAUCCCGUAGCUAAAUCACUGUAUAUUGCUUCGGCUUGGUUGACGGUUCUUUCUUUUGAUCAUCUAUACACUUCCCUUUCCCAAAUUCCGUUCGCACUGUCCAAAUUCCCUCAAAUGUUCAAUUAGGGCUUCAAAUUUGGAAUUGCGAACUAACAUUUCCUCUCCUUCAAGGUCUUCGCUGUGGCUGUGGCUGCGCUUCGAUUCACCUAUCCAUAGUUCCAUUAACAUUUCGAUCAAGCCUUGAAAUAUUUCAGGUUUUGGUUUGUUCUUCCCACCAGUCUUAAGUAUUCUGUCAUUCGAAGUGUUGGUAACGCUUCCAUGAGUUUGCACCACCCUAGUUCGACUGAAGACAUUUUCGACUCAUCACUGAAUUUAGAGGACACUCAUUACAAGGAAGGCUACUCCGAAGGCUAUUCUAGUGGCCUAGCUUCGGGCAAAAAUGAAGGCCACGAGGUGGGGCUGAAAACCGGGUUUGAAGUAGGUGAGGAGUUGGGUUUUUACAGAGGUUGCGUUGAUAUCUGGAAUGCUGCAAUUCAUAUACAACCAAACUGCUUCUCGUCACGUGUGCAGAAAAGCAUCAGACAGAUGGAUGAAUUGCUCAAAAAGUAUCCUGUUUCUGAACCGGAGAACGAGUCUGUCACUGAUAUUAUGGACUCAUUGAGGUUGAAAUUCAGAGCUAUAUGUGCAACAUUGAAUGUCAAAUUGGAGUAUAAUGGGUACCCCAAAGCUUCCGAUGUCAAGAAUUCAGGAUUCUGAUUGGUUCAAAUAUUAAAUGAAGGAAAAAACAGAUACUUUUUCUGUCUUUUUCGUGAUCGGUUUGAUCGAAGUAGAAGGUAUGUAAAAUUUUUAAAUUCAUGUGCAUCUUAGAGUUUUCAACCGAUCCCUAAUCUCUCAAUAUCAAUAUUAGCCAUAUGUGGUUCAGUAAGGUUUUGUAAAACAUUUGGUUGAGUAUAAUGAAGAGAAACAUUUUCUGAAUCAAGUUAGAUUUA